Messenger RNA from Pteropus alecto (black flying fox), 1067 nucleotides. It is a transcript of the gene ELF5, whose product is annotated as E74 like ETS transcription factor 5. Gene Ontology annotation, cellular component: nucleus. Lineage: Eukaryota; Metazoa; Chordata; Mammalia; Chiroptera; Pteropodidae. Gene Ontology annotation, biological process: cell differentiation; regulation of transcription by RNA polymerase II. The record is from RefSeq and is a predicted model, not a curated record. Gene Ontology annotation, molecular function: sequence-specific DNA binding; DNA-binding transcription factor activity, RNA polymerase II-specific. The transcript is spliced from 7 exons. The coding region runs from base 117 to 887 and encodes 256 amino acids.
UAUAUCACAAGGCUACAGGUGCCUUUAUCUCCACUGUACGCUGGUGCUGGGAGCGCCUGCCUUCUCUUGCCUUGAAAGCCUCCUCUUUGGACCUAGUCACCGCUGUCCUCACGGUGAUGUUGGACUCAGUGACACACAGCAGCGCCUUCCUGCCCAACACGUCCUUCUGCGACCCCCUGAUGUCGUGGACUGAUCUGUUCAGCAACGAAGAGUAUUAUCCUACCUUUGAGCAUCAGACAGCGUGCGACUCAUACUGGACAUCUGUCCACCCCGAGUACUGGACUAAGCGCCAUGUCUGGGAAUGGCUCCAGUUCUGCUGCGACCAGUACAAGCUGGACACCAGUUGCAUCUCAUUCUGCCACUUCAACAUCAGCGGGCUGCAGCUGUGCAGCAUGACACAGGAGGAGUUCAUCGAGGCGGCUGGCGUCUGCGGGGAGUACCUGUACUUCAUCCUCCAGAACAUCCGCUCGCAAGGUUAUUCCUUUUUUAAUGAUGCCGAAGAGACCAAGGCUGCCAUCAAAGACUAUGCUGAUUCCAGCUGCUUGAAAACAAGUGGCAUCAAAAGUCAAGACUGUCACAGUCAUAGUCGAACAAGCCUCCAAAGUUCUCACCUAUGGGAAUUUGUACGAGACUUGCUUCUAUCUCCUGAAGAAAACUGUGGCAUUCUGGAAUGGGAAGAUAGGGAACAAGGUAUUUUUCGGGUGGUUAAAUCAGAAGCCCUGGCAAAGAUGUGGGGACAAAGGAAGAAAAAUGACAGAAUGACAUACGAAAAGUUGAGCAGAGCUCUGAGGUACUACUACAAAACGGGAAUUUUGGAACGGGUCGACCGAAGGUUAGUGUACAAAUUUGGAAAAAAUGCACACGGGUGGCAGGAAGACAAGCUAUGAUCUACUCCAUCAUCGAGGUUAUGUUAUGGAUUUCUGUCUUUUAAAACAAUCAGAUUGCAAUAGACAUUUGAACGUCUUUGUUUUUGUCUUUUAAACCUGCAAAUGUGCUGAUAAAAUUUCUCCACAUCUCAUCUUACAUUUGGAUUCAGAGUUGUUGUUGUCUACGUGGGGGUGAUGGCA